CAAAGCCGCCAUAUUGGAUCCGGAAGUCAGACAGCCGGAUGCAUGUAAACAUCCACGUCAACGAGCAGCUGAAGUUUCAGGAAACGGGAUUAAAUUGACAGGAUUAUUUUCUUAUUUUCUGCCUCCAAACGUACGCGUUAUCGUGCAGUAGCUGCGGCGACGUGCUGGGUAUAGGAAUAGCGGACUGUGAGCGGGAGUAAUGACUUCGCUGGCGCAGAGGAGCACCUCGGGCCUGGUGCAGCGGCGGACAGAGGCCUCGCGUAACGCCGCCGACAAGGAGAAGAGCUCCGUCGGCGACGAGCACGAAGAGCGCCGCGAGGACGAGGACGAGGACGAGCGCGGAGACUCGAAGGAGACGCGGCUGACGCUGAUGGAGGAAGUGCUGCUUCUGGGACUGAAAGACAGAGAGGGUUACACCUCAUUCUGGAAUGACUGCAUAUCUUCAGGCCUGAGGGGCUGCAUGCUAAUCGAGCUCAGCCUCCGAGGACGACUUCAACUCGAACCCUGCGGUAUGAGGAGGAAAAGCCUGCUGGCCAGAAAGGUGCUGUGUAAAUCGGACACACCCACAGGAGAUGUGCUGUUAGACGAGGCGCUGAAACACGUGAAGGAAACGCAGCCGCCUGAGACGGUGCAAAACUGGAUAGAGCUGCUUAGCGGGGAGACGUGGAAUCCCAUGAAGCUCCACUACCAACUUCGCAACGUUCGUGAGCGCCUGGCGAAGAACCUGGUGGAGAAGGGCGUGCUGAGCACGGAGAAGCAGAACUUCCUGCUGUUCGACAUGACCACGCACCCGCUGAGCAACAGCACGGUGAAGCAGCGCCUCGUCAAGAAGCUCCAGGAAGCCAUGCUCGACAAGUGGGUGAGGGAGCCACAGCGCAUGGACAAACGUCUGCUGGCGCUCAUCCUCCUCGCGCACUCCUCCGACGUGCUGGAGAACGCUUUCGCGCCGCUGCUGGACGAGCAGUACGAGCUUGCCACAAAGCGGGUCCGCACGCUGAUCGAGCUCGAACCGGAGGCCGAGGCCACCAAAUCCGGCGCCAACGAGCUGCUCUGGGCCGUCGUGGCCGCUUUCACCAAAUAAGAGGAAGAGAGUGGACUUUAUAUCUGAAGAACAUGCAAGAGAGAAUGAGAGACCGUGGCUGCUCGCACCGAACGAAAGGGAACGAGAGAAAACUCAUAACCCUCGGAUUUAUAGCUCGGGUUAAACUGGAGGUGGUGGGACUAUAAUAAUAGUGGAAUUCCUAAUAAUGAAGGACAAUUAUUCUAAUGAUGAUUAUAAUAACAUUUCUCGAUGAAACCAAUCUCCGCGACAUGGAGAUUUUGUGUAAUUCAGAAAACAAAUGAUCGUUUCUCUGUGAGAGUUAUUUUUUUUUUUUCUUCACUUGACCAUGUCUUUCACUUGAGGACAACUCGGUCCGCCUGUACACAGGUGUCCACCAAUGCACGUUCAGCAAGGAACGAUUCAGCCGUCUGGUUAAGAAAUCACUGCCCUCGUGUCCACCUUAUAAUAAAACAAGUGGUUCGGUGAGAAAAACAAACAAAAAAAAAAAACUUACACUGUACACAAUUGCACAGCUUUCCUUUACGAGCAACAAGACUUUACGCUCGGCCAGUCUACUAAUUCAAAUCUAUCUCGAAGUAUCUUUUUUUUUUCUUCCCCCAGAAACAUUUGCCACAGAAAUGUAUGAACGUAUUGCUGAUCAAGGUGAAAUCAGAUAUUAUUAUUAUUAUUAUUAUUAUUAUUAUUAUUAUUAUUAUUAUUAUUACAUCCCGUUAUCGCGACUGAGAAUUGAUCCUCGUGCAGGCCUAAAAAAGACCAUCUUUUGUUCCCAAGUAUAUUUAUUUAACACAUCUGAUCCUUAAAAAGGUCAUUUUUAAUGUUUUUCAUUUAUUUUCCAAAUGACCAGACAUCUGCAGAGCUGGUGUGUGAUUUAUUAUGUUUACUAGCAGUUCCCCGUCAGCUUGAAUUCUUUUGAGUACUUCGGCGUCUCCCCGUAUUGAAAGUAAUUCUGACACGCAAAUGUUUCGCAAAUGUUAUAUAUUUUUUUCCACUCAGUUAGUUUUCUAGCUAGGACAUAAUUCAGGGUUUCCCCCAAAGAGAGGGAAAGUACGCGUGUCCAGUGCGCAUGAGCGAUAUAAUGCACAUCAUAUGUAUUUCCAAACUUGAUAUUUGCACACUUCUUAAAGCAGCCCAGUUGUGUGUUUGCGUGUGUGUGUGUUUUUUUUUUUCUGUCCAGCAGGUGGCAGUAUAAUUGAGCCAUUUCCCCUUACAGUUCUGUAGUAAGACAGAAUGCGAAGCCAGUGAACAAAUGCUUGAGUAGUCAGUUUCUCCUAAUUUACAAGUAAUAAUAAAGGACAUCACACUCGCCCACACUCGCAGGACAGGUAGGGGAUAGUGUGUGCUGCAAAACUCCUGAUUUAUAAAUAUUUAUCAUUAAAUAGGCAUAAUUACUUCAUUUGAUAUUCUCUAAUCACUUUAUUUUUCAAGGUGAACAGAAUCAUAAUGCACAAAUACGUUAUGUAGAAGAAGAAAUGUAAUGGCCCACAAGAGGAUUUUGCAGUAAACAGACAUCGUUUUAGUGCCACCUUAAAAAAGAAAUGUAAGAAUAAAGCGCACCAGUGUUUAAUUCCUUUCUUUUAAUGUUCUCAUCCUCAUAGUCUCUUAAGAAACAACAUAUCCUCAUUGAAUAGCACGCAGAUGUAAGCAUCGAUAUCUUUCAGAAUGGCAAUUUCCUCAAUGCCCGUAUGAUUAUUUUAUUUAUUUUUUUUUUAUAUUAAGUGUCCUACAGAAUUGCUUCAGUGUCUGUUUACUGUUUGUGCUGGUAAGUUAAAAUAGGAUUGAACUAAUUUUAUGCCAAACAGUUAAACGUUUCUUGCAAUUCUGUCAUUUUUCCUAAAAUGUUACCACUUUAAUUUCGUAUCGCUACGGCAUUAUUCUCAAAAUGUUUUGCCUUUAUUCUUCGUAGUGCUGCAACUUUACUCUCUCAGUGCUAUGACUUUAAUCUCGUAAUCAGAUUUUUUUUAAAGGUGGCACUAAAAUGCUGCAAAUUUCAAAUGUUCUCAAAAUAAAACCUUGUUUCUAUGUACAAGCUCAGACACACUAAUGCAACUCGAUACCCCGUUUUCUUGCCCUAUGAAAAGGUUGUCAUCUUAUUUUUUUGCUAUUAUAUUUUUCAACACUAUAAUAUAAUUAAAACAUUUCCAGAUCUAUUUGUAAUACAGUGAGUUUCUCUGUUUUGUUUGGGUUGUUUAUAGGGUUGUACUAAUACAGUGUCUGACUGUUGGAUUAGAAACUUCUUAAAAUCGCUAGAUCAUUACCAAAUUUCACAUUUUCUGGCCCAGUCCACUGACAUUCAUCUGUCCUUAUUCCAUUUUAAAGCUCAUCUUUUGUUGCACGAAACACAGCGUUGAUAUAUUUUUUUUCUGUGGAACGAGAACGGAUCAGUUCAUCCCUACUCCUUUUCCAAGCCCCAAACUGUGAAUGAGAAGACGUUUUGGGCUGUUAAUUAACUACGGUGUAGAAGUAGUUUUGCUGCGAAAUUGUGGAAAAUUGUGUAUUUGUACAAAUGCUUUUUACCUUGUAAUAAAGGACCAUCCUAUAAGUGCCUGAACUGGACGGAAA
Molecule: messenger RNA, 3622 nt
Organism: Silurus meridionalis
Lineage: Eukaryota; Metazoa; Chordata; Actinopteri; Siluriformes; Siluridae
Product: Golgi phosphoprotein 3-like
Exons: 4
Coding region: 200-1081 (293 amino acids)
Biological process (GO): retrograde vesicle-mediated transport, Golgi to endoplasmic reticulum; Golgi organization; Golgi vesicle budding
Cellular component (GO): trans-Golgi network; Golgi cisterna; cytosol
Molecular function (GO): phosphatidylinositol-4-phosphate binding
Source: RefSeq, a predicted model, not a curated record